Messenger RNA from Cryphonectria parasitica EP155, 1053 nucleotides. RefSeq names its product putative isomerase YbhE. Gene Ontology annotation, molecular function: 6-phosphogluconolactonase activity; protein binding. Bases 1 to 1053 code for a protein of 350 amino acids. The record is from RefSeq and is a predicted model, not a curated record. The transcript is spliced from 2 exons. Lineage: Eukaryota; Fungi; Ascomycota; Sordariomycetes; Diaporthales; Cryphonectriaceae.
AUGAUCGGUGCGGCGGACUUCGACGGCGAGAGUUUCGACAUAGUGGCCCAUCACACCAUCGCCGGCACAUCUGCCAGCUGGCUGCUGUUUAAGGAGCCGAAUCUGCUUUAUGCCGUGGACGAGAACAGCAACACCACCAGGCUCUUCAACUUCGACCCCGACACCAAUGCACUGAAGCUCGUUCAGAAUGCCACCGGCUCGUCUGGAGUCGUCUCAUUGCAGUUCAAUAGGGACAAGUCGGUCAUGAUUGGGGCUGCUUUUGUCGAAGGUCAGAUUGACAUCUGGGACCUCGACGAGAGGGAUGGUACCAUGAAGCUCAGGAAACAGAUCCCUGCCGGCGGCGAGCCGGGCCCCGUGGCCGGGCGACAGGACAGCCCUCACCCCCACGAGGCACUUCUCGACCCUACUGGGCAAUUUUUUGUCGUCCCCGAUCUAGGCACAGAUGCGCUGCUCGUGAUCGACACCAAGGACUUUGAGAUCCAGAAUCGUAUCCGCAUCAGCCCGUCCGGCUCUGGGCCCCGACAUGGCUCCUUCUUCCCCCUAGGCGGGCACGAGGAGGCAACACACUUCUUUAUCGCAUGCGAGAUCACCAAUUUGAUCAAGGUCUUCGAGCUGAAGUACACCGGCGACGGCCUCGGCUUCCACGAGGUCCAGUCCCUAAGCACCUUCGGCGACGAGUUCCCGCCCGCCAACCCCACGACUGCCUCGGCCGGUGAGCUUGUCAUCGACGCCGACAACAAGAACCUUUACGUUUCGAACCGCCUCACUGGCGAUGCCACGGACAACAUAUCACAUUUCUCGAUAGAUAGUAGGGACAGAGCUCCGCUCAGGUUUGUGGACCAAAUCAGCUCUGGCGGCGUGCUGCCGCGCAUGUUCUCAAUCUCCAAGGAUGACGAUAUCCUCUUUUCCACGAACCAGGACGGCGAGGACGGGCUGCUAGCCUUUGCGAAGGACAAAAGCACGGGCAGCCUGGCGGAGAAGCCCCUUGCGAGGAUCGCGCGGGAUAAGUUUGGUAAAGCAAACUUUGGGCCACAGUUUGUAAUGGAAAUUUGA